CCUGGAUAUCCGAAUUAUGUGAUCAAGAAGGGUAUGCCAGUUCUCAUACCUUCUGCAGCUAUGCACCGUGAUGAGAAGUUGUAUCCGGAACCGAAUCGCUUCAACCCAGAUAAUUUUGAGCCAGAAAAAGUGAAGAACCGUGACUCUGUAGAGUGGCUUCCAUUCGGAGAUGGACCACGAAAUUGCAUUGGAAAGCGAUUCGGAGAAAUGCAGGCACGCAUUGGCCUCGCUAUGCUAAUUAAGAACUUUAAGUUUUCAGUGUGCGAGAAGACAACGAUUCCCAUUAAAUAUGACAAAACAACCUUCGUGGUAGCCAGCGACGGCGGCAUUUACCUGAAAGUAGAGCGAGUCUAGAAAGUGUUGGCAUAAAUAUAAUACUUAUAAUAGUAAAGAUUGCUUAAAAGACUUUUGCAGAAAU
Drosophila navojoa is the source of this 418-nucleotide messenger RNA. RefSeq names its product putative cytochrome P450 6a21. NCBI's taxonomy places the organism in Eukaryota, Metazoa, Arthropoda, Insecta, Diptera, Drosophilidae. Gene Ontology annotation, molecular function: iron ion binding; monooxygenase activity; oxidoreductase activity, acting on paired donors, with incorporation or reduction of molecular oxygen. The record is from RefSeq and is a predicted model, not a curated record.